This is a messenger RNA of Phycodurus eques (leafy seadragon), 1834 nucleotides long. It is a transcript of the gene fahd1, whose product is annotated as fumarylacetoacetate hydrolase domain containing 1. The coding region runs from base 42 to 704 and encodes 220 amino acids. The record is from RefSeq and is a predicted model, not a curated record. The transcript has a single exon. Gene Ontology annotation, molecular function: acetylpyruvate hydrolase activity. Lineage: Eukaryota; Metazoa; Chordata; Actinopteri; Syngnathiformes; Syngnathidae. Gene Ontology annotation, cellular component: mitochondrion.
UCGAAGCUGAGGACGUCGUCGGUCAAAGUCGAGCGGCCACCAUGUCCGCACGCAGCAUCGCCCGCUUUUGGGAGUGGGGGAGGAAGAUCAUCUGCGUGGGCCGCAACUACGCGGAGCACGCCAAAGAGCUGAAGAACGCCGUCCCCGCCGAGCCGCUGCUGUUCUUGAAGCCCCCUUCGGCCUACGUCCGCGAGGGCUCGCCCAUCCUGGCGCCCGUCUACUCGGGCGAGCUGCACCACGAGGUGGAGCUGGGGGUGGUGAUCGGCAAGGGGGGGGCGGACAUCCCGCGCUCCGCCGCCAUGGAGCACGUGGCCGGCUACGCGCUGUGCCUGGACAUGACGGCCCGGGACGUGCAGGACGAGUGCAAGGCCAAAGGUCUGCCCUGGACGCUGGCCAAGGCCUUCGACACCUCCUGCCCGGUCAGCGACUUCAUCCCCAAGGAGCGCGUCCCCGAGCCGGGCGACCUCGAGCUGUGGCUGAAGGUCAACGGGCAGCUGAGGCAGCGCGGCCGCACGUCGCAGAUGAUCUUCUCCAUCCCUUACCUCGUCAGCUACAUCAGCCACGUCAUCACCCUGGAGGAGGGCGACCUCAUCCUGACCGGGACGCCCGGCGGGGUGUCGGCCGUGCGGGAGCGCGACGAGCUGCAGGCGGGCAUCGACGGAGUCGUCACCGUGACCUUCAGAGUCGAGAGGAAAGGUCGCUAGUUCACGAUCCGCGCCGAUGCGGCUCUUGUCCAGCAGGGAGCAGCGGUAGACCGCACCGCCUUUCAAUUCAAACACCAAAUUGUGCCUUUGCUUUGCUUUUUAUUGCUAUGCGCCAUUCAUGCACACCCAAGACGCAAAUCAGGACUCGUUCAGUGAAAGGAUGCAAAUCAAGAUCAAAUCCCAACACGAAUCGAGCGAGAAAACAUCAUCUGUCCCUCUGCUGUGCUGCUUAAUUGUCCUCAUUACGGACGGGACGGCCCGGCCCGGACCGCAAAGGACAACCAGCGUUCCCACUCGCAUCCUGAAUCACAGUUGCUUUAGGAUGUGGCAGGAAGCGCACGCAAACGCCAGCCACACGGGGAGGCCGGAUUUCAACACGCAACCUGUGCAACGGCUCCGGUUAAAAGCAUCAAAGAUGUCGGAACCGCAAAAGUUUCCAAUGUAGCACACGGCAGUCGUUGGGGAUGUUGCUCGCACAGUUGAGGAGCCUGGAAAGAAAACGCCGCUUGGCCUCGUUCGCUUCUGAAUCAGAAUCAGAAUCAUCUUUAUUUGCCAAGUAUGUCGGAAAACACACGAGGAAUUUGUCUCCGGUAGUCGGAGCCGCUCAAAGUACGACAACAGACGGCCAACUGACAGAGAACCGGAAACGCUCAACGAGCCUGCGCCCGACCGACCACCUGGAGGAUCCGCGAGUCUCGGAAGGCGGCUCGAAGCUCUUCAGUGUGUUUCCGUCCGAGCCGCGAUAAAAUGUUCUCAUCCGGUCUUUGACUCACAGGAAGCCGGUGCCGAGAGCUCGGGCCUGCUCAGAUGUAGUACCGGUACCGUGGAAAACCUCUGUAAAGGAUUUUCUUAUCUAAUCCUUUCAUAGCAGUCGUUUGGACAUUUAACGGUUUAACCCUGUGGCGAGUACUGAGUUCGACUGAUAUCCAUCCAUUGUCUGUCCCGCUUCUCCUCACGCGGGUCGCGGGCCGCGGGCCGCGGGCGUGCCGGACCAGCCUAUCCCAGCUAUCUUCACUGAACUGCUCGCUGGCCAAUCGCAGCGUCAAACUGAUAUAUAGUAUAUAAAUACUGUCAAUAAUUGUAAUUUAAUUGCAAAUUCCUCAUUUUUGCUUUCUGAUUAAACAUUUUUG